AUGGAAAAAAAAAAUUCAAGAUAUAAUUUAAAAAGAAAGAAUGAUUAUAUAGACGAUUAUCCAAAUUAUCGACAUAAGAGACAUUCUGAAGAAAAAACAAAAUACAAAAGUUCAAGAACAUCACAUUAUGACGUAAAAAGGGAUUUAGAUACGACUGAUAAAUUACAUGAUGAAAAGGUUAAAUCUUCAUUUCGUGGAAAAAAUGAAAAAUCACCGGAACCUAUUGAAAAGGUGAAACCAAAUUUUGCAACUUCCGGGAAAUUAUGUGAAGAUACUAAUAUGCAUAAUGGUGUUCUUGUUAAAUAUUCUGAACCUAAUGAUGCAGCUAUGCCAACAACAAAAUGGCGUUUAUAUCCAUUCAAGGGAGAUGAAGCUUUACCACAAAUUUAUAUUCAUCGUCAAUCUGCAUACUUAAUUGGAAAAGAUAGAAAAGUAGCAGACUUUCCUGUUGACCAUCCUAGUUGUUCUAAACAACAUGCUGCAUUCCAAUAUCGUACAGUCGUAACGUCAACUGGAAAACGAAAAGUUUUAUUAUACAUUAUAGAUUUGUGUUCUACUAAUGGUACAUUUUUGAAUGGUAACAAAAUUGAACCUUCACGGUAUUAUGAGCUUAAAGAAAAGGAUAUUUUAAAAUUUGGUUUUUCAUCUCGUGAAUAUGUUGUUUUAAGUGAAGAAAUGUGUAAGAAAAGUGUUCCUAAAGAGGAAGAGGAUUCUGAUGAUGAGUAUGAUGUUGAUUUAACAGGAGUUGAAGAAAAAAUAAAAGAAGAAAAUUUUUCAAAUGACUAUGGAUUGUAG
This is a messenger RNA of Strongyloides ratti, 795 nucleotides long. Its product is annotated as Smad nuclear-interacting protein 1. The transcript is spliced from 3 exons. The record is from RefSeq and is a predicted model, not a curated record. Gene Ontology annotation, molecular function: protein binding; mRNA binding. Lineage: Eukaryota; Metazoa; Nematoda; Chromadorea; Rhabditida; Strongyloididae. Gene Ontology annotation, cellular component: nucleus. The coding region runs from base 1 to 795 and encodes 264 amino acids.